AUGGUCUUUGUUCAAGUAUCACCACGAUUACGAUUCCCCUCCAAAUUCCCAAAAUUGUCCUUUUCGGUUAAGCAAUUCGAGGCCAAUCAUGUGACAGGAGCCGACUUGUACUUUGUUGCCUCAGGCAUCCAAUUUGGACACGCCAACCAAACGCGCGCUUCAGGUGCCUGGAGAGCUCAAGCUCCAGAUGGUUGCCAGACAAUUGGAUUCAAACCAUCUCACCAUUCCAUCACCAGCACAGUCGUUCCGAAUACAUUCUCAACUUCGAUAGGAACGGGUUACGAUCUUACCAAUUCGGUGUUCUCGCCCGAUGGCAGAAACUUUCAAGUCGAAUAUGCAGUCAAAGCGGUUGAGAAUGGAGGAACCUCGAUCGGAAUCCGGUGUAAAGAUGGUGUUGUGCUUGCUGUUGAGAAGGUCAUCUCAAGCAAAUUAUUAAAGGCUGGAGCGAAUAAGCGCAUCGCAACUGUAGACAGACACAUUGGCGCAGUAUCUUCUGGUCUUGUGCCUGACGGACGACAUUUCGUAUCCCGCGCACGAGAUGAAGCAUCCAGCUGGCGGUCAACAUACAAAACACCCAUCACUGUUAAAGAUCUUGCCAGCCGUAUGGGUGGAUAUCUACAAGCGUAUACACUAUACUCCUCCGUACGACCCUUCGGUAUUACCGGAAUCGUAGCCGGCUGGGAUUCUGAACUCGAACUACCAGUCGAUGGGCAGGUUGGCAGCGGGCCUAAGAUUGGAUCAGGUGGCAAGGUCGAGGGUAAGAAAUAUGGCGGACCAGGACUUUUCAUGAUCGAGCCAAGUGGACAGUAUUGGGGAUACUACGGUGCCGCGACGGGAAAGGGACGACAAACUGCCAAAGCAGAAUUGGAGAAGCUAGACUUGGCAGCCGGAAAGCUCAGCCUUCAAGAUGGCGUGAAGGAAGCUGCGAGAAUCAUCUACGUUGCGCAUGCCGACAAUAAAGACAAGGAAUUCGAGUUGGAGAUGACCUGGAUCAGCAGCUUAGAUGGCCCCACCAAGGGAAGACAUGAGGAAGUUCCAAAGGAUAUUCUGGAGGAGGCUGAGAAACUAGCGAAGAAACAUCUAGAUGACGAUGAUGAUGAAGAGGAGACGAAAGAGGACGAUAAAAUGGAGGAAUAG
Molecule: messenger RNA, 1137 nt
Organism: Glarea lozoyensis ATCC 20868
Lineage: Eukaryota; Fungi; Ascomycota; Leotiomycetes; Helotiales; Helotiaceae
Product: N-terminal nucleophile aminohydrolases (Ntn hydrolases)
Exons: 3
Coding region: 1-1137 (378 amino acids)
Biological process (GO): ubiquitin-dependent protein catabolic process
Cellular component (GO): nucleus; proteasome core complex; proteasome core complex, alpha-subunit complex
Source: RefSeq, a predicted model, not a curated record